This is a messenger RNA of Mesorhabditis belari, 1185 nucleotides long. The record is from the annotation of a GenBank genome assembly. NCBI's taxonomy places the organism in Eukaryota, Metazoa, Nematoda, Chromadorea, Rhabditida, Rhabditidae.
AUGUUUGCUUCAACGAAAAACGCAGCGAAAAACUCAAAACCACUUGAGCUUCUCUUCAUCGGUUGUCAAAGCUCCGAUCCCUAUUCGGUCAUGUCAAUCAACCCAUGGACGGGCAUCUCAUCAUGGACUUACAAGGGCACCGAGUUGCAGAAUGGAACAGUCGGGAGUGCGAAGCCGAUUGGAGUCGAUGGAAAGCAUUUCCUCGUCAAUGUCAAUGAACGACCAAUCAUCCACAUCAAAGGCUUGCAUCCAAAAGAUCGAUAUCAUUCAAUGGCUUAUCUUCCUGAGCCUGCGACGACUUUUGUCACUUCCAAAGACGGAUUAUUGCUCUUUGUCGCCAUUAAGACAAGAGUUUACGUCUGGAUGUUGACUUCUGGGUACCUCGUUGCCUCCUUCGACGCACACUAUCAAAGUAUUUCGGAUAUGGCCAUUUCAAAUGAUUCGUCUCUCUUGAUCACCGCAUCACUUGAUGGAUCGAUUCAUGUUUAUCUGGUUGCUGACAUUGUAAACUUGGAUCGUCAAUCAACGAUUUACCCAGUCCGCAAAACCAAAGCCCAUUCGCUUGCAAUUUCGUCGAUUGCCGUUUCUUGUGGUGGAUCGCCUCGUAUUCUCUCCGUUGGAAUGGAUCAUGUUGCCUUUUUGCACUCAAUCUCUAUGGAUGCUUGUUUGCUAAAGAUAUCAGCUGAACGACCGCUUACCGCUUGUGCAAUAGACAAGGCAGAAACGAGGGUGUUUCUCGGAACUGAUAGGGGACGAAUUGCUCAAGUCAACCUCUAUGACAUCAAAUUCUCAUUCAAACCACUAGCGACAAUGACACAAUUCCAAUAUUUGCUGGUCAUUCGUGUGAAAUCUCAAUAUGAGCUUUGUGUGGUCAAUGGACGAGUAGUUGAUGAUCAGCCGAAAUGGUGUAAAAUCUCAAAGGAGUGUAUCGAUGAUACGUUGAAGAAUUUGGAUCCUAAUUCGGAGUUGGAAACAAAUGAUUCACAAAUGCAUUCAUUGUUCGAAGAUGGUGGUGACGAUGAGGUGGAGAGGCUACGCCGAGAGGUCGUUCGCUUGCAAAGAGCCAAUCAGGGUCUCUACAAUUUCAGCGUCAAUUUGGUGCUGAACAGGAACAACGAUGAUACGGAAGACGAAGAAAAGAGUGAAGAGAAAUUUUUAGAACAUUUGCUUUUGAGCUGUUGCUGU